Coffea arabica (coffee) is the source of this 1767-nucleotide messenger RNA. Its product is annotated as protein SIEVE ELEMENT OCCLUSION B-like. Lineage: Eukaryota; Viridiplantae; Streptophyta; Magnoliopsida; Gentianales; Rubiaceae. Gene Ontology annotation, biological process: phloem development. The record is from RefSeq and is a predicted model, not a curated record.
CUCAACAGCUUCCCGCAAUAGCUAGUAAAACUUUGCCAACUACAAGGGGCCAGCAAUCGCAGCCCAUUCAGCCACAACAGCAACUGCACCCAAUUCAGCAGUUGAAAGAGCUGUGCCCCGCCCAACGAGUGAAAUUGUACCCAUAACCAGGGCCAUCCACUGUCUCAAGCAACCAAUAAAGCAAUGGAGAUGGACAGGGUGAAGGAAGUUCUAGAUACACAUGUACCAGAUGGCCGUGAUUUUGAUGUAAAACCUCUCGUCCCCAUCGUUGAGGAUAUCAUGAAACGUGCUACAUUUCUUGGCGGUGGGGCACAAGAUCAAGAUUAUGCUGAUACAUGGGAGGAUACGGCUAUUCGCAGCGGUUACACUGACAUGCCAGAAUUAACAUAUGCUAUCAACAAAACAAUUAAUGAGGUAAUCUGCAACUGCAGUUCGGAGGAGAUGAACAUUUUGUUGCUAUGGCACUCUGCCGGUCACUAUCAAGAUAUGCGUGGGAGGACAAGGUGGCAAUAGCUCUUGCAGCUUUUGCUGUGAGUUAUGGUAAGUUCUGGCUGGUUGCUCAGCUUCGCACUACGAAUCCACUAGCCAAGUCACUUGCAGUUAUUAGGGAACUCCCAGAAAUAAUCGAGCAUACUGAAGCCUUGAAGCGAAAGUUUGAGGCAGUUAGUAACCUCAGUAAGGCAAUGCUGAAUGUGACUUCUUGUAUUAUUAACCUCAAGGAGCUGCCCAUAGAGGACAUUGGUCAAUCAAAUGAAUGGGUGUUUCUUACUGCUCAUGUCCCCACAGCAGUUUACUGGACUGUUCGUAGCAUUGCUGCUUGUUCUUUUAUACUGAACCUUACUGCCCUUGGACCCGAGUAUGUCGACUCAGCUGCGGAGGCGUGGGACUUGAAUGGUGUGGCUCAUAAGCUUGCCAAAAUUAAAGAGGACCUGAAAGAGCAAAUGAAUAGUAUAAAGCAGAAAAUAGAGGACAAGAGACAGAAUGAUGCAUAUAAUGCACUUGUUGAACUGUUUAAGACACCCAACACUGACAACACGAAGAUUCUUAGUGCUGUGAUAAAUGUCAAGGAGCACCAGCUGCACCUGUAUGAUGGAACUAACAAUAAAAGAGCCAGCCUUGACAUAUUGAGAAAGAAACAUGUUUUGCUACUUAUUUCAGAACUUCACAUACCCCAAGAAGAGCUCUCUAUCCUCCAUCAGUUUUACACCGAAUCAAGGCAACAGCCAACUAAGCUAGAUAAACAGUACGAGGUUGUUUGGCUUCCAGUUGUUGACACAUUCUCAAAUGCAACUGAUGAGCAGUUUGAGCUUGUCCAAAACUCAAUGCCAUGGUACUCGUUCACCCUAUCAUGCUUGAGCCUGCUUUCAUCAGAUUCAUCAAGGACGUCAAGAGCUUUGACAAGACACCACAACUUCUGGUCUUGCAUCCACGGGGAGUUUUACCAGGUUACAAUGCUCGGGACAUGAUGUGGGUUUGGGGUAAUUUAGCUUUCCCUUUCACUGAAGAAAGAGAAAAAGAACUAUGGACGGAAGCAACCUUGAUAGAAUUGUUAGCCGACUCCAUUCAUCAAAACCUCUUACUUUGGGCUGAUCAAAACAGAUACAUAUGCUUGUAUGGUGGAGCGGACAUUGAAUGGAUCAGGAGAUUAACAACUAUUAUGCGGUCUGUUGCAAAUACUGCACGUAUCCCUCUGGAGAUGCUCUAUGUGGGGAAAAAAAACCCGAAGGAAAGCAUGAGGAAAAACAAUUUCAUCAUCCAGGCUGAAAA